AAUGAGUGAGAGGACAGAGAGAAACAAAGAGAGAGAGUCACACCUUGAGGAAGUUAACAAAACAAUAGAAGGAGAACAAACGGCACAUCAUAUUGAAGGUAAAAAUGCUUGUUUUUGUUAAACUUCCAUUAUAUUUUAAUGUCACACCUUAUUUAUAAUACGAGAAAUUUUGCUGAAACACUAAACUUUAACGUGCCCUGCCUUUCAAUUUGGUGUUUUCAGCUGACCACUUGAUAUUUACCACUCAUUUGAAUAUUUUCUAAAUGUUUCUCCAUAGGAUGGGACUUGUGCAAUGUUUUGUGAUUGUCUUGAUGUUAUCUGCACAGUUGGUGUUUCUCUCUCCACUGACAGUGGGGACCGAGUAUUACACAAUGCAUGGCAGAAUGUGUAAAAUGUGCCCUGCAGGUGAGUAUCAGAAGUCUUGUACAGAGUGUGAGCCCUGUCCUGCUGGAACCUACACAACUGAGUGGAACCGAGAAGACAGCUGCCAUCGCUGCUACGGAGACUGCAGACCAGAUUUUCACGUGAAGGUGGUUCAGAACUGCACCAGCAAGUCCGAUGUGAAGUGUAUCUGUAAGGAUGGUUUCAGAUGCACUGACUGGGUCCCAUACUCAACAAACUGCAGAUACUGUGCCAAGACCCAGGAAACAACCACAACUGCAGCUGUUAUCUCAGGAAAAGAUAAACACACGCCUUCCUCAGCUUCCCCGGGACAGAGCAGCACUUCUGCCAAACCCUGCCUAUUUCCAAAGUGCCCUCAGUCAGUCCCACCGGCAGAGAAUGGCACACACAAAACAGACAAGAUGAGCAGUCAGCUGGCAGCCGUCUUGUGUCCAGUGGUUGCCAUGGGAUGCGUGGCCCUUGUGAUCCUGUUCUUUGUUCGUCGCCAUGGAGAUGAAUCAUGUUUCAAGCAAGCUAUUGCAAAGCUAUGCAACGAGGGAGGUAGAGAUGCUUCACACAAGCCGAAGGAGUCAACUCAUCAGUUCCCCAGAGACUCAUUCAGUGCAAAGCAGCAGCCAUCAUCCCUUUCAGCAGCCAAUCUGGGUCCAGUCCAUGUUCACAAUCCGGGGACAGUCAUCUUCAGCUUGCUCAGUCAGUUUACAGGCCAAGUUGGUCCAACACUUGAAGGUGGGAAGACGGCCAAAAGAGAGAGCAGCGAAGACGAAGACGAGAGAGACUGUCCUGUGUUUCAUCCCACAUCCUCUCCCAGUGUUCAUCUCUCUGAGGAGGAGAGAAGCGGAGAGAUUGACAGCAUUUUUUUCCCCUCCCAGGAGCAGGGGAAGGACUGCCAUGUGUCCAAAGAGGAGGUGCUAAAAUCGUAAAAAUCUCAGGAGAUUUGUGUUGGUGGUUAUGACCGCUGCUGUCCAGACUGAUCCUAAAAACAUUCUUUUAAAGGAAGGAAGUGUAAAACUGAAACCACAGAUGAGUGUGGAGCAGAUGUAUCUUCCUAAAUUACAGUGUUCUACAGAGAUGUUUUCGUCAGCAGGUUCUGGAGAAACUUGUGGUCAGUGCACACAAGAAACAUUAACUCUGGGAAGAACAGCUGGGGAUGAUCUCAUUUGUAAGUUAUAAUUUCAUGUAAAUACUCUUUAAUAAGCUCUCUCAGCUCUUUCUAUAGUAUUAGACUUGAAUGUUUAAUGUUUUGAAUAAAUAUUAGGCAUUUCGAUUACAAUAAAAUUUUAUUUUGAAUUUAAAAAACUACGUAGAAAUGUAUGUAAUUUAAAAACAUUCACAUGUGAUAUGUAUAAUCUGAAUGCAAAACUUCAGCAAAAAUUAUAUUCAUAUAUACACAUAUAAAUGUAAAGAUUGUGAAAUAUCUUUAACUUUUGUGUACCAUAGUACAUACCACGGUUUAGCAACAUGCAUAACCAUCACAGUGUCACACUCUGUAUUUUCAGUGUCUUUCAGAUACUUAAUCUCUGUGAUUUAUACACUUUUAUCAUCUUAACGUCACAGAUGUCAAACAGUCAUGUUUCCUUUCAGGAAACAGCAUCAGUCUUGAACUGUUUUCGGUGGCUCCACUCGUCACCAUGGACCAAGUGACAUUUCCAAGUGUGUGACAAUUCCUCCAUUUCUCAUAAAUGUCCAAAGCAACAAGAGAUGUUUUGCAUCUGGAGUGUCACUAAAUGUCCGCCUGUGAAAUUCUUGCUAAUCCAAAUUCAGGCUCUAGUCCUUAACUCAUACAUCAAUAGGUUGGUCACAUUUUCCACACACUUCCUGGACAGGCGUGGAUACUUCAUCGUCCUGGCAGCAUGGUGGUACUGGUGCAGGUUUUUUAGCCAAAAAGUAGCCUGAGCAACAAGAGAAUAGGGAAAGGUUUUUUUUAGGAAUAUAUUAGAUUUAAAAUGCAAGGUAAUAAUCACAUUAGAUAAUAAAACCACACAUUUUGUGCCCAUUAUAAAAUGAUAAAAAGUACUAUGCUCAGUGUACUUCUUGUAGUUGUAUAUUGCUGCUGGGUUUUCUGCUCCAUGGUAAUAAUCUACUGACCGUGCUUGGCUCUGAUCCAGCGCAGAAAGGGUUUGAUUUUUGUUACAACAAUAAGUGCAAAUCCUGCACACAGGAGGGCAAUUAUCACCAGGAACCACACCGUAUCUGUAAGAGAGACUUUUUAAAAAAAAUGUUUUGAUGAACACCCAUUGCAGAAAGUAUUCAGUUAUUUCCUUGUUGUAAUCCAGAUCCAGUAGCUUACUUUACCUCUGAGUGGUUUACGGGGUACCCAGAGUGUGGUGAGGGUGACAGGUUUCAGGGCUGGGGGGGAAGAGAUUAAAAAAAUCAGCUCAGUGCAGACACAUUUAAUAGUUCAAAGGAAAUAUGAAACUGUUCACGGUUCAGGUUAGUCAGUGAGCUCACUCUGAUGUCCCUUAUUUUAACACUCUGAUCAGGAAGUCUAUUUAUAAUCACAUAACACGAUUUAUAAUUAACUUGCCACCUUGUGUGCAUGACCUUACUCCAUGAAAACUGCAAACUAACAGUCCCUAACUCAGGUCAGAACAUGUUAAGACUUUAUCAACAUUAUUAUCAACUUAUUUAUUUGUUUUAUUUAGCACAGAACUGUUUCAGUUGAUCUUGGCAACCAUUCAAGAAUGCUGUACAGUAUGUUGCUAUGGUUACAGUACUCUCUGUAGUGCUGCAACAUGUUGCCAUGGUUGCAGUUCUAGUGUUCUAGUUUUGAAGCAGUGAUGAACAGGGGAGCAGCUACGAAUCCUGAGCCCCUUAAAAGAACAACGACCCCCUUUUUUAUGGAGCAGCUCGAGUGUCAAAUGAUGAAACAGAUGGAGCAAAAAUGAUCAUGGAAGAAAUCAGUUCCACAGUCUAAAUAUGUUCCUCUGACAGCUGAAUCUACUGUCCUUUAGAGCAGUUUUAAUAGAUUUUGCCUGCCAGCAUUAUCAUUCAUUAGGAGUCAUGUUUCAUGUUUCUCACUCUCCUUUUAGCUCUGUUUUGUUCUCCGCCAACUCCUGAGGGACAUAUCUGGCUCUUUAGUUGCUAAAUGCUCUACUAUGUUCACAAGCCAGUCUCUAACUAAUCACUGUCUGCAGGUGUUUCUGCAGGUAGCGUACAGUGGGUUUAUCAGAGCUUUUCUUUUGCUGGAAACAAGGUUGAAUGAAGAGGGUGAACCAAAACAAUAAAGUUACAAACCAAAACAAUGAACUGAAAGACACUAAACCGGGGUGAUAAUUAUCUGUAGGUUUGUCACAACAAGCAACUCACAUACAAGUAGUCAUUUGACCCAUUGUCAAUAUAAAAAUAUUGGUUAGUGCAGCUUUAAAAUAUCCUGUUGAUAAUCAAGUGCUGAGAGCAAUCCUGUGUCCAGGCCUGCAUUAAGAAGUUGUUUCCACAAUAUAUGGAUCUUGUUACUACAACAUUAUAUCUUGUUCCAACCUGUCAUCAUCUUUUUCUCACAAAACUUAACAUACGAGUCUUUUGAACUUCUUCUUUAUGUUUUUUAAUUUAAAUAAUCAGCUAGAAUUUAUGUUGUUCCACUACGGCUACAGUUGUAACCACCCCUCAGGCAAUAGCAGCAAAAAUAAGCAGGAUUUGUGUCCCAUGAAAAGUUCUGGUGAUCAAUUGCUGGUUGUAUAUUAUCUCUCAUUUAAUGCACAGCAUUAAAAACUACACAAACCAAGUUAUUUAAUGAGUAUCUUAUCUUAAAAUCUUGUUUUGUCUGCCCUCCAGUGGUGGUUGGUUCAACCUGUACACUUUAACAUGUGGUUAUGGGUUAUGACUGCACUUCUGACCACACCCAACAGUGAUGUUGGUUGUGGUGCAACAGAUGCUGAACCAGAAAGGUUAGAGAAACAAUUUACAGUAAUAUGGUUACUUCUAUGGUAACCUUUCAUCCUGGUGUUAAGUUUGUUUCCCAGUGUUUUCCAUAUUAUAUGUAGAACCAAAAUUUAAUUUUUCAUGUUUUUAUAGUUUGUGUUUUCAAACAUCUGUAUGGACAUUGAGGUGAAUGUGCAGAUUGAUGUAAUGCUGCAGCUAACUCUCUGGUGACUCAAAAAACCUCAAUUUGUAAUGCACAAGGGGUUACAGAUAUUUGCUGCUAUUUCAAGAGCUAUGUGUCAAAUUUGGUUGAAUGUGCGGAGUACGAGUAUCCUACCUGUGGUGGUAGUGAUUACUAUUGGCACGCACUGUGUGCAGGGUUGGUCUUUGCAUUUGAAGCCAGCUUUACAUCUGCACACAGCCUGAUGAGUGGUGUCACAUUUUGACUCAUACUCCAUGUUUGCUGUAAAACAACAACAACAAAUAGCAACAGUUGUCAUUAAAAGAUAAAGUAUAAUCAUAA
Molecule: messenger RNA, 4783 nt
Organism: Siniperca chuatsi (mandarin fish)
Lineage: Eukaryota; Metazoa; Chordata; Actinopteri; Centrarchiformes; Sinipercidae
Product: tumor necrosis factor receptor superfamily member 5
Exons: 10
Coding region: 264-1322 (352 amino acids)
Biological process (GO): cellular response to interleukin-1; positive regulation of endothelial cell apoptotic process; positive regulation of canonical NF-kappaB signal transduction
Cellular component (GO): CD40 receptor complex; external side of plasma membrane
Molecular function (GO): CD154 receptor binding; antigen binding
Source: RefSeq, a predicted model, not a curated record